Messenger RNA from Ceraceosorus bombacis, 1026 nucleotides. Lineage: Eukaryota; Fungi; Basidiomycota; Exobasidiomycetes; Ceraceosorales; Ceraceosoraceae. The record is from the annotation of a GenBank genome assembly.
AUGGCUCCCACUGACACACUCAACUUCCAGUGCGUCGCCAUCACCGGCGGCGCUGGUGGACUAGGGCGGGCACUGGCAGAGUACUUUUUGAAGCUCGGCAAGAAGGUCAUCAUCGCCGGGCGCACCGAGUCAAAGUUGUGAGUAGCGGAAUGGCUGCGUCUGUAACAUCCCUGCAGACGCUCACACACACACAAGAGCCUAGGCAAAAGACUUCCAAGGAGCUGGGCGAUCUGCCCUACUACGUAGUCGACACGUCCAACCUCGACCAAGUCAAGACUUUCGCACAGAAGCUCAUCAAGGAGCACCCAGAGAUCGAUGCUGUGGUGGCCAACGCAGGCGUUCAGCUGCCGCUCGACGUCAACAAUCUAAAGCUGGAAGAUGUGGAUGCGGAACUUCGGACCAAUGCGCAUAGCCCUGUUCACUUGGCCACCCACCUGCUGGAUCACUUCAAGUCCAAGCCUGCUGCGCGCAUCUUUUACGUCUCUAGCGUGCUCGGAUUCGCGCCUUUUAGCAUCCUCAAUCCCGUCUACAAUGGUGCGUUUGGUCGACAUGCCGGCAGAUGGCACUGUUGACUUGCUCACGCGCGCCCAUCCACCCACUGCUUCUCUGCACACACACACACAGGCACCAAAGCUUUUAUCCACUUUUGGGCCAUUGCGCAGCGAGUGCAGUUGAAGGAGACCAACGUGCGCGUAAUGUGAGUGUUGGCGAUUGUGACGGGGGGACAUGGCGAUGCCGUACAAGCGCCUAAUACCUUCUUCUUCUACUUGCAGCGAGCUGGUCCCGCCCUCUGUGGCCACCGAGCUGCACAGAUCUCGCGUGGAUCCAAAAGACUCGCACAAGAAUCCGGAGAGCUUGCGCGUGGAACAGUGGAUCAGCGAUACGGCCAAGGGCCUCGAAUCCAACGCGGACACCGUCUCUGCCGGCCCUGGCAUCGCAUUGACGCAGAAAUGGGACGAGACGUUUGGGCAGAGCGAGACUAUGAAGAAGGCUGCAGCGUCGUGGAAGGGCUUCCCCACCAAAUAG